This is a messenger RNA of Helianthus annuus (common sunflower), 1743 nucleotides long. RefSeq names its product protein FAR1-RELATED SEQUENCE 5-like. The record is from RefSeq and is a predicted model, not a curated record. Gene Ontology annotation, biological process: regulation of DNA-templated transcription. NCBI's taxonomy places the organism in Eukaryota, Viridiplantae, Streptophyta, Magnoliopsida, Asterales, Asteraceae. The transcript has 4 exons. Gene Ontology annotation, molecular function: zinc ion binding. Bases 1 to 1743 code for a protein of 580 amino acids.
AUGAGGAAAAAGGAGUUUUUACCGAACUUCUCUUGUGAAUAUGAAACGACAGACGAAGGUGUGUUGAAGUGUAUUUUUUGGGCCGACGAGGAUAUGAAGAGAAAUUAUUAUAUGUUUGGGGACGUUAUAUCAUUUGAUGCUACCUACAAGCAUAACAAGUAUAACAUGAUGUUUGUCCCUUUCACUGGGAUUGAUAAUCAUAAUAGGAACGUGACACUUGGUGCUGCAAUUCUCGGUUCUGAAACGGCAGAGACGUAUAGCUGGUUACUUAGGGCGAUCAAGAACGCAUAUGGGUACGCGCCUCCUGUAAUCGUUACUGACCAGGACCCUGCGAUGAAAAAGGCUAUAGCGGAUGUUUGGCCUGAGUCGAGGCAUCGGUUAUGUAUGUGGCAUAUCAUGGAUAAACUCACUACUAAGGUCGGGGCUGCCCUAUGUUCAAAUACAGAUUUCAGGAAAAGAUUGUCUGCAGUUGUUUGGACUGAUUCUCUUUUGCCCGAAGCGUUUGAGGCUGAAUGGGCAGCUAUUAUUCAUGAUUUCGGUUUAACCGACCAUGAAUGGCUGACGUAUAUAUACGGGCUACGUGAAUCAUGGAUUCCAGCUUACUAUCGUGAAGAAGAAAUGUCUGGUCUUAUGCGGACAUCAUCUAGGUCCGAAAGCGAGAAUCACUUUUUUGGCAAGAUUAGCAACCCAAAGUGUACGUUGGUUGAAUUUCUUAGCCACUUCGAUACGACUAUUGAAGCGCAAAGGCUCGAGCAUCGGAAAAACGAUCAUGACACUCGAUACACCAACCCUGGAGAGUGGAGUGUUUUUGUUCUCGAGAAGCAAGCAGCUCAGAUAUAUACCAGAACUUUAUUUUUGGAUGUUCAACUCGAGAUUCAACAUGCUAUUCAUCGUUGUACUAGUGUCAGAUUAGAUCACGUCGGUGAUUUCAUUAAGUUUUUUAUAAAGGAUCUCGACCAGCCAUGUUCUUCGUUAUUCGAGGUUAUGAUACGCGAGGAAGAUGUUACUGUUAAGUGUAUCUGCAACAGGUUUGAGCAGUUUGGAUUGUUGUGUAGUCACAUUUUUUGCAUGUUACGGAUUCUUGAUAUAAGGGAGUUUCCGAAACAAUAUAUAUUGAGGCGUUGGACGCGUGAAUCUGUUCCAAAUAGUUCCCCCGGGUCCAUUCUUACGGAUGGUGGAGAUCCAGAUCGUAGUGAGGAGGUUAACCGUUGUGUUCGUGAGAUUAGUCACGCAGCUGAGUAUGUUGUGAACAAGUUGAUAUCAAAAUUUGAUAAGUUGUCUGAUUUUUGUGACCAUAUCAAGCAGUUUAUGUCAGUUGCUGAUGAAGCUCAAAUAAAUGCACCUCCCAAGACACGACGUAAUCGAUUUGCUGAACUGCUAGGAGUUGCUCAAGAGAGCACGGCCACUAUCCGUGUUCCAGUUGGUACCAGGUUCAAGGGUUGUGGGUCUCAUAAACGCCUUAAAUCUCAAAAGGAGCGAGCCAUAAGUCAGUCUGGGAGUAAACGUCGUCAAUGUUCAUUAUGUAAAAAAUACGGUCAUAACAGAGUAACGUGCUGGAAAUACACCGUGGGUGUGCCUGAGGCAGGUGCUUCGCGGAAUGCUGGAGGUAAUGAAGAUACAAUUCGCGAAGGAGAUGCUGCUUUGGUUGUUGAAGGUGAUGGUCCUGGUUCGAACGAUGAUGACGAUGUGUUUUACACAUCUGGAAACGAUGCAGAUAUGGAUGAUGAGGACAUGGCAGAGUAG